UAGAUGAAGAAUAAUAGUUGCGCGCGCAGACCUUCUUAUCAGACGCAUAUGUUGUUGUUUCUUGGCUCGUCAAUUGCUGGCACAGUGCUGUCACUCACAUACGCUUUGGCGAUUGUUACUUAGUGUAGGUGGUCGUCGAAGAGGGAUCAAGCAAAGAUGGAUGGCGUGUAAAUGGAAGAUGGGUGGGAGGCCCCGGCCCCGUCCGUCUCUCUCAUUCGUGUACGAGUGUGAUUGCGAUACGCCGAUGAGCGGGUAGAGUGCGCGUUGCUGCCGUGUCGUGAUCGUCGUCGAUAUCAACGGUGGCAGUCUAUUGUCCGUGGUGCUCGUUUAUCGGUGUUUCAAUAUGGCGUGCGUACUGUCUGUGCCAUUAGCAUGCAGGUAGAUUGUCUGUCAAACUUAAGGAAAUAUGUCUCUACGUUAACAGCAGACAUGCGGUUGACGUAUAACAAAAAGUUCCAAGGAUGAGUUCCUAAAAAUGUACAAUGAACUACAGUCGAAAUAUGCCAGACUGGCAGCAAUAUAGUACAUUGCAGUCUGGCGAGAGUGAUAGGCAAUCAGUGAAUAAUGCUUCUGCCGUUCAACAGCAACAACAGCAGCAGCAAAAUGUGCAAUCGAGCGCCAGCAACGGUACCAGCGGCAAUGGCCAUCUAUUUAGUCUGGAUUGUGUAAACAAGUCUCAGAAUGAGACAGGUGGUUUCUAUGGCCGGACGACAGCUAGCAACUCCCAGCAAUCGACGAAUUCAACACUGGGCCAGAGUCAUGCUCCACCACCACAACCACAGUCCACAAUGGUUCAUCACUUGUCCAGCUGUGUAGGGCACAACUAUGGUACAGGAAUAAAUGUCAUGGAAGAUGGGAGAUUGGCUUCUGUUAUGGGUGAAGACAUGCAACAACAGCAGCAGCAGCAACAACAACAGCAGCAGUCUCCGCAACAACAGCAACAACGCCACAACCACCACCACCACCAACAAAGAAACGUACAAAUGUCACUAAAUAGUUCAACGUCGAGGAUGUCUUCUGCAGGUAUUAAUGUAAACAAUGGUAUAGGUGGUUUGGGUCCAAUAAUGCCUGGUCCCCCACCUCCACCAACAAGUGCCAUAAGUGGUACUAGGCAAACAACGUAUACCUCUUGCAAAGGCGCUUGCUGCCAAACUACUAAUAUUGGCUACAGAUGGGAUAAGAUGAAUCCCUAUCAGCCAGGAAAUUCUUAUCGCGAUAGUAUCCAUCCAUCUGUGACUUCCUUUACCUCCAUGGAUGGCAGGUCGACGCGCUUUCGCAAUGAAAUAUAUCGAAAGGAAACUAUGACCGCUACCGGUUUUACUCUUGACCAGCAACAUCAGCAACAACAACAGCAUCAGCAUCAGCAGCAGCAUCACCACCAUCACCAUCAUAGGUAUCGCAAGGACGCUGGACAGAUAACGAGGAGCUAUAAUCAAGCAUCCCCCACUUCGGUUCUACCUCCGAAUUAUCCGGGAAUGCAGAACUAUGGUUUUCCCACGGCUGAAUAUCAAAAAUAUUAUGGUGGGAUUAAGGAAUAUAAUAGAGGGGUUGGUUCAACUCAGGCAACAACACCGAGCAUGAUGAAAUAUUCGGAUCCGAAUCUGGCUGUCGCCAUGCAGGAAAAAUAUCUUCCAAAGCAAGCACAGUACCAAGUGACUAACGGCACAAUGGUGCAGAAUGGAGUUAUUAUGCCAAAUUCCGCAAACAUGACCGCAAGCAUGACCAAUCCGUACUUUAAUCCACAAUUAGCGAGGGACUUAUCAAGUGAAUUUCCAUGUAAGACCUCAGAUUCAAAGGAUCAAGAAGGUCGUUUGGGUCCGCUUUCAAUAUCUUUGCAAUCCAAACAUCUGUAUCAACAGAAAUUUGCGAUGCAGAGGUUGAACAUUGAGAAUCAUCUGCGCGAGUUUUCGCGCAUUCCUGGCUACCAAAAUCAUCCAAAAUAUCAGGAAUACCUUAUGAAAUAUCGAGAAUCCAUGAGACUACAACAGAGUAUAGAUUAUCAAAGUAAUAUGCAGUCCAGUAUGAAUACACAGGUACAAGCUCCGCCACUUUCGAUGCCACCAAUUAAUUUGCAAUUCGAUCAGAAUGGCAUAUUAAUCAACUCGAGUCUUAUUCCCGGGUACAAUCCAAAUUUGCAGACAACGAUACCUACAAUGCCGAAUUCAUUGAGUUCUGAAAAGGAUUCCAGUGCAAUUUCAUAUGAUGGCAAAGCAAUGCAAGCAAUGGAACAUGUGCUGACAUGCGUUGGACAGCAGUCUCAGCAACAACAGCAGCAACAGCAUCAUCAUCAUCAUCAUCAUCAGAUGACACCUACAACGACAGGGUCACACCCAAUUAUGCAAUCCAGUUCAGAACAACAUCAACACCAACAUUAUCUUACGCAGCGCAAUCUUGAAGAGUAUCAAACAGUGCAUCUUCAUCAUCACCAACAACAUCAACAGCUACAACAACAGCAGCAGCAACAGCAGCAGCAACAACAGCAGCAGCAACAGCACAAUCGUAAGCAACAACAGCAUCAGCUCAAUGACGAGAUGGCGAUUGUAUGUUCAGAUGUCCAUCAGCAACAAAAACCCAGUAAAGAUUUUGCAGAUAAACCUGAGCUGGAUGUAAGACAAUUUCUUGCUAACUGGGAUGAAACAGAGGAAGAGGAUAGCAUAAAUGGAAACUUGCAAAACGUCAUAUUAACAGAAAACACUCCAAUUGUUGUACUCGAAUAUGAAAAUCUGAAUUUGUCUACCGACAAUUUGACUACUCAAGCGAUUUGCGUUUCAACGGAAAAAGAGAGCGCAAGUUCAUCAACUGUUUCUUUGUCCGUACCACCAUUCAAGUCUACCGACAUGGAUGAGACGACCAGUACAAACCUUAUCAGUUCAUCUUCAAGGAAUAUCAGUGAGAAGCAAAUACCAACAACAGUCAAUAUAAUAAGGUGUAUUACAAGUGCUGCAGUCAACUGCGACGAUGUGCCUACUAUUCAUAUAGUGGACACCUUGGAAAACGAAGCAGUCGUAAAAAAAAUCGAAGGCGCUUUCCACAACCUUAAUCCUGCUGACAUCAGAAGCAUUGAGGAACUGGUAAAUAAGAGCGGCACUAGUAAUUCUAUCAAUAAGGAGGAGAAGAUAUCGCUUUCGUUUCUCAAUGCGGCGACAAUACUGCAAACUAAAGAGAUUGACCAGAAAAAAACAGAGGAGCCUAGCAACGGUAAUGGUAUAUUUAGUGAAGCCAAGUUAAAAAUAUUACUGGAUAUACCGAGUGAGCUAAAUGACGAUACUCAGCCAACGAUUGGUGGGAAAAAAGAUACAGAAACUGAAAAAGGCAAUUUAAAUCUUGGCAAUACUGCUUUCGUGAGCGAAGAUACGCGAAAUCACGAUGAUCUUAGUUUACCUGAACUGCCGACCUCGGAAUGCACACCAAUUUCUACGACCCUUAACACUCCAAAUCAUUCGGACAAUGAGGAAUCAUCGGAGCGCGUGCAUGCUCUGAGUAUAUCCAAUAACUCUAUAGAAAUAAUGCCAAGCAGUCCCAUAAUUAGCUUUGCCCAUUCGCCUAUUAAAUUUCGUAAAACCUCCACAAGCGAUGAACUGCAAUUCGAUUUUCAGAAUUCAAAUGAGGAAUCCAGUAAUUCUGUUUUAAAGAACAGUAGUGGUAGCCUCCAGAAUAUUACUAAAGAUAUGACUGAUAAAGAUAUCCAAGAUGAGAAAUCCAAAAUGCAGAUGGAUAAAAAUAUAAUUAAAUCUUUAACAAAUGACAAUAAAUCUCAAGAUCAGCUAUGUAGCUCGGCAGUGGGCUCAACCGUUUUUGAAUUUUCUGAAUUUUCAAAUUCGUCAACAUUACCAAUUGGCGAAGAGCCAAAAAUACCAAUACCGCCUAUGGAAGGCAAUUACUUAACAAAUAUUAUUAAAGAUACCCCUCCGAUAACGAAUUUACGAGUUUUGGAUUCAGACGAUGAUCUCGUCGAUAAAGUUAAUGACAUUUGGAUGGACAUAAAUCUAGAUAGGAGUCUCAGUGGUAAUAGUAUCAAUAGUGGAGUUGGAAAACUUAUCAUUAGUGAAGAAAAGCAGUUGCAAAAUGAGAAGAUUGGAAAAGUACAAAAAAUGAGUUUAAGACAUUUUCGUAAAAACAAAAAUGGUAUUCAUGUUAAUACAGAGAAGCCUUUAAUGAUACAAAAACAAAUUGAGACAAUAAUUGCUACGGAAAUAGUAAAUAAAAAAAAUAAUGACAAGACUAAUAUUGGUCUAAAGUCAUUAUAUAAAGAAAAGGAAAGUCGUAAAUCUCUAGAUAUAAUCUCAAAAAAAGUUAGUUCUAAUAAACCUAAAAUAAGAGCAAAAUCGGUCGAAUUGGAUAAAAAUACCGAUCAUGACCAGAAUGAGCUAUUAAAAGAAUUUAAAAAUUUAAAAAGAAAACGAAGCAUUGGUCAUAUACAAGAUGAAAUUGAAAUGCUGAAAUCAAGCAUUGAUGAACUUAGAAACUUAAAAAAUAACAACAAUGAUAAAAAAGAGAUGAUUAACAGUAAUUUAUGCACUGCUACUGGUUCAAAAGAAGCUAUAAAAAUUGAAAUAAAUGUUUCUAGAAUAGAAAGUCAAUAUUCUUAUGAUAAUGAAGUUAUCAAUAAAUCUAAUCAGCACUUAAAUAUUUCACUACCAUCACCUAGCCAAUUAAAUUAUAAAGUGGACUGUAAAUCCACGAAAUCAACAUUAAUGGAGAAAACUGAAACCGAAAGGGAAAAAAGUAUAGAUGUAAAAGAUAGUCAGUAUUUUCUUGAAGUAAGUAACAUAACUGACAAUAGUGAGAAAAAAGAAACUGAAAAUGAUAAUGAAUUGUUAAGAAAAUUUGAGAAGAAGGAAUCUGAUAUCGAAAAUGCACUUAAGAAGCUUGAAGAGUGUCGUCGUGAUAGUUUUAUGUUAAAAGACGAAUGUUUCAAAAAUAAAUGUUUCUCGGAGAUGCCAAUACCAGGCUGCUCCAAAGACCUUGAUUUUGACAAUUUUGAUGUCGAACCUUUCGAUGAUAAGUCUGAUGAUUACUUUAAAGAUUUACUUAUCUCUACCGACAGCAAAAAUCAUUAUCAUAAUCAUAAUAGUAUCACUGGAAAAACCGUAGGAUAUUUUAAUCCCCUUUUUCAUCUUGAUGAACUUGAGAAUUUGAAUACUGUCCCUGUAUACACAACGAAAGAUGGGAAAAUAACCUAUAGUCCAAACCCAAAUUAUACAUACAGAUCACUAAUAAUAGAGGCAAGACAACGAGAAGGUCAUCUUUUAUUUAGAAAUUUCUAUGAUAACAAAGUUGGUCUUGAUAAAAAGAGUAAACAUUUUAAUUCAGCAAAGUUACAGGAUGAAGUAUCGAAGUUUGAUUAUAAUAAAAAAUAUGGAAAGCCUUCUUAUCAUAAGUAUAAAUCUGAUAGUAAGAAAGAGCGAUAUAGUGAUGAAUGUUGUUUAUUGAGUUUUGAAAAUUGUGCAGUAAAUGACAAUCUUAUAGUUUCUGACAAGGAAAUAGUUGAUGAAAUCGAAGAAUUAAAAAUUAAUACAGAACGGAAAGAAAUGGUUCAUGAAUCGAAAGGGUUGAAUAUGUUAAAAUUAAAUCCAAGUAAUUCACCGAAAAAUUUAUCAAAAAUAGAUAAUAACUCUAUAGAAAAUUCGCCAAUAGUUACUAAUAUAAAAAUAGAACAAGCUGUGAUAUCAGAAGCUAUUGAAUCAAUAAAUACAAAAAUUCAAACGGAUAAAUCUAGAAUAAAAGAAGCUUCCAAGCCUAAUGAUUUGAAGAUAACAACAAAUAAUACAGAAAUAUCAGAAGCUAUUGAAUCUAUUAAAACAAACAUAUUAAAAAAAUCUGAAAAAAUAGAUGAUAAUACCUUUUGUGACAUUAAAACAAUGGAAGUACAGCCUCUCGAUUCAAGUAAAAUAGAAAUACAAACAGUAGAAUCAACAGAAUUAAUAAAAACAGAAAUUCAAUUUUUAGAGCCUAUGAAACCAAAUAAUAUUGAAGCAAGGCUGUAUAACAGUAUUGAAUCAUGUAAAGUGGAUGAAACUAAUAUGAAUGCCAAAAUUUCUUUUGAUUUGAAUGAAAAGAAAGACAAAAUUACUGAUAAAGAAGUUAGGAUUUUAAAUAAGGAAACAAAUAAUAAAACUUUUGGCGUAGAAACUCUACUUAGCCUUCCUUGUUCAAUCAAUAAAAACAGUUUUUCAUUUGAAUUAUGUGAUCGUUUUAUUAAACAAGAGAAGUUGUAUGCUUCUCGUGCCGAUGCUAUUGCAAAGACUAUUCCAAAACUCGUAAUUCGCAAAAGUGAUACAAAUCCCAAAAUUUUUUCGAAAGCAAAAUCUAUGGAUUGUAGCCAAAUUGACUCGAAAAAAGAUAUACAGGAGGCUAUAAAAAAUCCCGUGCAUCCAAAAAUACCGAAGAUGAUUAUUAGAAAUGCAAGAUCUCGACCUACUACUCCAAGCAUUGAAGAAAUUUCGGAAAUUUCGUGUUUAUCAUUCACCGAAAGUGAGCCAAAGACGCUAAAGGUAAAAAUUAAACUUGAUGAUAAAAAUGAUCAUGUAGGAUACAGGUCACACAAUUCAUGUGAUUCUAUAGAAGCGAAGAUACCGAAGAUGAAAAUAAAACUUGAAGAGAAAUUGCCCCGGGUCGUGAUAGAAAAUAUUGAUUUGAAUAGCAUUGAUCAACAAAAGACUAUACCAAAGAUGAAAAUAACCAAUGUUAAAGGUUCUUUACCAAAGAUAAUGGAAAAACAAUGUAUGAUAGAAGAUGAUAGGCUAGAUUCAAAUUUAUCUGUUCUGGAUAAUGAUGGUAUUAAAAUUAGGGAGAAAAAUAGUACUAAAAUAAAAAUAAAAAGAAGUUCACCAUUAUACUUAUCAACUUCAGAAUUAUCUCAAAAAAAAAGCAGUUCAAAUAUUUCAUCGCAGUCCAAAAAAAUCAAACGUUCACCAAAAGAAGAAGUAUACCUAGAUCCUAAUUUAGAAGAUACACAAUUUUUGUUAGAGAAUGAAUACAAACAAAAAAAUAAUACUAAUACCUGUUGUAAUAACAUAUCAACAAAAAUACCGAAAGUAAUAAUAAAAAGAACAUCACCUAGUGCCGAAUUUAAGUGUGAAUUGAGCAAAGAAGCCAUCGUUAAUGCACAGCCUCAGGUUGUGUUGAGAAGGUCAUGGGUGCUAGAUUGUAUGGCCAAAGAUUUAAGACAUAUGAAGCUUGUUGUGAAAGUUGCAUCAUCCAAAGAAGAAAAUAAACACGACAACAAAUUAGAAUCCAAUGAAUUGCAAUGGGAAAGAUUUAUUUCUGGUUUGAAAAAGCGUCGUGAACUAUCUCGAUCUAAUUCUACAUCUGAUUUGAAUCGCUUAUCUCCACUGAAGAUAAAACGUCGUAGAACAUCAGACUAUACAAUUAGUACUUUUGAUCACUCAAAUUCAGAUUCUAGCACCACAUUUGAUUUUACGAAAAAGUUAGAUGAAGAAACAAAAAUGAUAAAUAUAAUGCGUAGAGCUUCUUUAAAUUUAGCAUCCGACAUUCAUUCUUUUGGCAAUGUUAAAACAUAUUGGAAAUCAUUGGAUGAAAAUAUGAACAGUAAGACUAGAAUGGAUUUUGAAAAUGGAAACAGAUUGUACAUUGAUGAUAGACCGAAACUUCUCAUGAAUAACAAGAAACUGGAGACUAUUACAGAAACGAGUGACUCAUAUAGUUCUGAAUUUCUUGACUUAAAAGAUAAAUCACUCAAUGAACUAAGUCUGAGUAAUUUAGAUGAUAUACAAAUGUCGGAAGAAAAUAAUGAGCUUCUAGAUAAAGAUGUAGAUGUACGUGAGGAAGAAAUUGAUGGUACAUUAGAUGAUUUUGAGACUAAUGAAAGUUCAAUUAUUAAAGUUGAAUCUUCAGAUGAAAGUCAAACAACAAUUGAAAUACUACCAGUUUCACCAGAUCUGAGUCAAGAGAUAGACAAUCACCAACAAAAACAUAUAAUUGAAGAGGAGCGAAUUUAUGAGGACGGUAUGCCAGUGCACUUUGAUUAUGAGUUGGAGGUAGGCGAUGGAGCAAUCGAUCCGUUAGAGGUUCCUAUGCCUUCAGAGAUUGAAAUUAAUAAAAAAGUAAAUUCGAUCGAAAAUAAGCAGAUAUCCAGUACAUUAAUACAAGAGCAAUUAGUAGUAGAAGAUACAUCAGGUACACCGUUUAAUGAAGAAAUCCACCUCAUUAACACUGAUUCAGAUAUUGUCAACAAUCCUUUUUCUAAAUCUGAAACGUCAGAUUCUUGUAGAGACAAUGGUUUACCAGUCUUAGGAUUGAAUGGCGAUAUUACCAAUAAUACAAAUUUAUUGUGUAAUUCCUGUGAAAUGAUACCCCAAGAAGAAGACGAAGAAAAUUCAAAAUUUAUUAAUGGUAGUGCACCUUGUUCCUAUUCCGAUUUACUAGUCAGAAAGGUACUUGCCGCUAAAGAAACACUUAAAAAAUACCUUGUAUAA
Molecule: messenger RNA, 8438 nt
Organism: Ceratosolen solmsi marchali
Lineage: Eukaryota; Metazoa; Arthropoda; Insecta; Hymenoptera; Agaonidae
Source: RefSeq, a predicted model, not a curated record